Brachypodium distachyon (stiff brome) is the source of this 4483-nucleotide messenger RNA. RefSeq lists its product as uncharacterized. Lineage: Eukaryota; Viridiplantae; Streptophyta; Magnoliopsida; Poales; Poaceae. The coding region runs from base 226 to 3960 and encodes 1244 amino acids. The transcript has 23 exons. The record is from RefSeq and is a predicted model, not a curated record.
CCCCAGUCUCCUCCUCCUCCUCCUCUGCCCCUUCUUCUCCCCCCACUCGUUCUGCUUUCACGCUCCCAUCGCUGUCGCUCUCUCCGCCCGCUGCUGCCCCCGAGGAUUGUUCGUGUCGGUUUUUUUUUUGAACGAAUUCAAGCCGCGUCGCUUCCCAAGCGCCAAAUCCGCCCGCUGAUUUGGGUUUGGGGCUACCGAGAGUUGGAUUUGUUGCAUGCCGAGUAGAUGAUGUUCACCGAGGGGCUAGAUCGAGACGCGCUCAAGUGGGUGCGGGAGGGCCACGGCACGGCGCUCCACAGCCACGACCGCGUCGACGCGCUGCGCGCCGUGCGCGGUGCGGCCGGCCUCGGCAUGCCGCCGCCUGAGAAGUUCAGGAGCGGCCACCUGCCACGCGCGGCGGUGCCGCCGACCGCGCUGCGCACCGACGACGGGAGCCUCUCCUCCGCGUCCGACAUGGACGAGUCUUCGGACGCUGAGGACGUCGAGGUCUGCAGCGGCAGGUACUCCGUGGACUCCUCGCCCCGCCGCAACGACAUCCCCCGCCGCACGGCCGUUCCCCUUUACCGUUACGCCAAUGUGCCCGGGCAGCAGAAUUACUAUUCCAGUGACGGCUAUUCGGAUCUGAGCUCCUCGAGAGAUACGGCUUUGCCAAGGGCGAAGCCACAACAGGUUCGGCGGCCACAGGCACGUCCUGCUGGGUACGUCGAGGAGGAGGAGUAUUCAGAUUCUGCAGGCAGCUCCGAGUUUUCAAGCCAGGUCGUGGGCCGGAGCAAGGGCGGGUAUGCAUCAGAGUAUUCCCAUACUGGCCCAGUCCGAAGAGAAGUGAACAAUGCGGUUCCUAAGCCUCGUAUGGCAGGCAAGCCCUCCAACUCGAGCGCUUACCAGCCAGAUCACUAUUCUGCUCAAGUCACUGCUCGAGGCAAUGCCAAACCUUCUCCUAAAAUGGAUGGCUUAUCUGAUGUCCCCAGUGCACCACCAAUACAUGAUUAUGGUCAGGAAACUUCCCCAGCUCCUCGCUGUGAUACAAGACCUUCUGCAAGUGCAAAAGUUCCAGAAAGUUCAACUGUUGUAAAAGAGGAACAGGACGAUGGUAUUGUGGGAAGUAACUUGCCUGAAAAAACUGAACGGAGCACUUUAAAUGGAAGGCACUCCAGCAGGCCAUCAAGUUCAGUUCCUAUCCGGGUCCCCACAUUUCAUGCCAGCUUGCAAGGCCCCUGGUAUUCCGUGCUUGCAUAUGAUGCAUGUGUUCGCCUGUGCCUUCAUGCGUGGGCGAGAGGCUGCAUGGAAGCUCCAGUUUUUCUAGAAAAUGAGUGCACGCUGUUGCGAGAUUCAUUUAGCUUGCAAGAUGUGCUGCUACGGUCUGAAGAGGAGCUCAUGGCAAAACGGACAUCGGAACUAGUCACUGAAGGAGCUGCAUCAAAACCCAAGAAAACUGUAGGCAAAAUGAAGGUUCAAGUUCGCAAAGUUCGAAUGUCUGUAGAUAUGCCUUCCGGCUGCAGUUUUUCAUCAUUGCCAGUGGUGAAACUAGAUUCUGUUCGACACCGUUUGUCGAAUGUACAAUCAACAUUCUCGUCUGGAUGGGAGUCAGUUAGAAGAGUUCAAGUUUUACCAGCGGUACCUUCUAACAGUUCCUUCUCGAAGCAUAGCUUGGCGUACAUGCAAGCAAGUGCUCAAUAUAUCAAGCAGGUAUCUGGUCUGCUAAAAGUUGGUGUCACUACCCUGCGCAGCAGUUCAUCUUAUGAAGUACAACAAGAGACAUAUUCCUGCAAACUGAGGCUUAAAAGCUCACCUGAAGAUGACGUGGUACCAAUGCAACCAGGAUCUGGCGAAACACACGUCUUCUUUCCGGAUAGCCUGGGAGAUGAUUUGAUCAUUGAUGUGUCUGAUUCUAAUGGAAAACCCUGUGGACGCGUCGUUGCUCAAAUUGCUUCAAUGGCUGAGGAACCUGGUGACAAACUUCGCUGGUGGUCAAUAUAUCGGGAGCCAGAGCAUGAACUUGUGGGACGCAUACAUCUGUAUGUCCAGUACACAACUGCUGCAGAUGAAAACAACACAAAGUAUGGCUCUGUUGCAGAGACUGUGGCAUACGAUAUUGCUUUGGAAGUUGCAAUGAAAGCACAACACAUUCAGCAAAGGAAUCUUGUCUUGCAAGGUUCUUGGAAAUGGUUGUUGACAGAAUUUGCAUCAUACUAUGGGGUUUCAGAUGCCUAUACUAAGUUGAGGUACCUCUCGUAUAUUGUGGAUGUUGCAACCCCUACUGCUGAUUGGCUCAAUCUGGUUCAUGAGCUUUUGUUGCCAGUACUAAUGAAGAGCCAUGGUACUGCUACACUGAGCCACCAAGAGAAUCGGAUUCUAGGGGAAGUCGAGGAGCAAAUUGAGCAGACUUUAGCAAUGGUAUUUGAGAAUUACAAGUCGCUUGAUGAGUCUCUGCUAUCUGGUUUAGUGGAAGGUUUUAGGCCUCCAACCGGAUUGACUGCGUCAGCUUUGGAGCCAGCUAUAAAGCUGUACAGUCUUCUCCAUGAUGUGCUAUCUCCGGAGGCACAGCUGAGAUUAUGUGGUUACUUUCAGGCUGCUGCCAGGAAGCGAUCUAGGAGGCACAUGCUUGAAACAGAUGAAUUCGUGGCUGGAAAUUCUGAAGGCAUUAAAAUGGACUUGAUGACCUUCAGGACAGCUUACGAGAAGAUGAAAUCAUUAUGCCAUAAUAUACGAAAUGAAAUUUUUACAGACAUUGAAAUUCAUAAUCAGAACAUACUUCCGAGUUUUGUCGACCUCCCCAAUCUGGCUGCCUCCAUAUAUAGUGUGGAGCUCUCAAAUAGGCUACGUUCGUUCCUUGUUGCCUGUCCCCCUACUGGUCCUUCAUCUCCUGUUUCAGAUUUGGUGAUUGCUACUGCAGAUUUUCAGAAGGAUCUUUCUAGUUGGAACAUUUGCUCUAUUAAAGCUGGUGUUGAUGCAAAAGAGUUGUUCCAUUUGUACAUUGUAUUAUGGAUUGAAGACAAACGUAGGACACUGCUCGAAAAUUGCAGGCUUGAUAAGGUUAAAUGGUCAGGAGUUAGGACUCAGCAUAUGACAACGCCUUUUGUGGACGAGAUGUAUGCUUUGCUGAAGGAUACAUUGACCGAGUAUGAGGUUAUCAUUUGCCGAUGGCCAGAAUACAUAUAUGUUCUUGAGAAUGCUAUUGCAGAUGUUGAGAAAGCGGUAAUUGAUUCUCUUGAAAAGCAGUAUGUGGAGAUUUUGGCCCCACUUAAGGACUGUAUUGCCCCAAAGAAAUUCGGCCUCAAAUAUGUUCAGAAGCUAACAAAGCGCAAUUCAACAUGCCCUUAUAUUAUACCUGAAGAUCUGGGAAUCCUCUUGAAUACAAUGAAACGAUUACUGGAUGUUUUGCGGCCAAGGAUUGAGAGUCAUCUGAGGUCAUGGAGUUCCUGUAUGCCCAAUGGAGGAAAUACAGCUGCCAUUGGAGAAAGACUUAGUGAGGUUACUGUAACACUGAGGGCCAAAUACCGAAACUACAUGCAAGCUGUUGUGGAGAAGCUGUCUGAAAACACCCGAAUGCAAAAUACCACAAAGCUUAAGAAGAUCAUUCAGGAUUCAAAAGAAUUGGUUAUGGAGUCUGAUAUUCGCAGCAGGAUGCAGGCUUUGAAGGAUCAGCUAACCGAGGCUAUAAAUCAUGUGCACAAAGUUUCCGAAGUUCAUGUGUUUGUAGCCAUAUGCCGAGGUUUUUGGGACAGAAUGGGACAGGAUGUUUUGAGUUUCUUGGAGAAUCGCAAGGAAAAUAAGGCCUGGUACAAAGGUGCAAGAGUAGCAGUAUCUGUUCUGGAUGAUACAUUCGCAUCCCAGAUGCAGCAGCUUCUUGGCAAUACACUCCAGCAAAAGGAUCUGGAGCCACCUAGGUCCAUCAUGGAAGUUCGGUCGAUUCUCUGCAAAGACGCACCCCGACCGAAGAAUUCUAGCUUCUAUUAUUGAGCCUUUUAUGUGUAUAUAUACGAAUCAUCUGCAGCUUUUCGACGCAAGAAUCAGGGGAGGUGUCAUGUGGCGAAAUGGCCAGAGUGACAACGUGGAAACUUUUGUAAAGAGGAACAAAAGAAUACAACACAAGCUACUACAGGGUGCACCGUGGAAUACAUGAUCUUGGAGGGAAGCUAGUGUAUCGUGUUAAUCUGCCAAACAGUGCUUUGCUGCCUAACCAAGUUCAAAUAUAUAUCCAAUUCAUGUUGGGUGGUUUAAUUCGGAGAUUGGGCUGUAGCUCAUAGAAAGUAGUUUAGGUUAGCUGUGUUGAGUAGCACCUAGCUAGCUAAGCUUUCACAGUUACUAGUAUUCCCUUUUUGAACAUGUUGACCAGUAACAUUGGUUUAUAUAAUUUCUUCUAUCUUACCAAAAAAGCUGUGGACACGACCUUUGAUUGUCAAUGAUGUCCUUGCUGUAUAGUGUUGAACUGAUGGUAAUACAUGUCUGGCCGAGCUAGUGAAAGCCGGAUUUCCUGGUGAAA